Oryzias latipes (Japanese medaka) is the source of this 1699-nucleotide messenger RNA. It is a transcript of the gene eve1, whose product is annotated as even-skipped-like1. Gene Ontology annotation, cellular component: nucleus. The record is from RefSeq and is a predicted model, not a curated record. Gene Ontology annotation, biological process: regulation of transcription by RNA polymerase II. Lineage: Eukaryota; Metazoa; Chordata; Actinopteri; Beloniformes; Adrianichthyidae. Gene Ontology annotation, molecular function: RNA polymerase II cis-regulatory region sequence-specific DNA binding; DNA-binding transcription factor activity, RNA polymerase II-specific.
GGCAAAACGGAGCGCGAGUCUCAGAUUUAAGUUUUUUCUGGGCUGCGCGCGGAGCAUCCUCAGUCACUGCAGCCUCCUGAAGCUGGAUGAGGGACCACGGAUGACCUCGCGGGCCACGGACACGCGCUGAAGACGGUUUCACGUGCGCUCUCCGUCAUACCGGAAACAGCUUCAUGCUGGAGGAGGGCAGACAGACGCCGGCACGGGCCGCCGCCGUGAUCGACCCCGGCUCCGAGCACCAGCGAGAUCCGUGCGCGCGCGGAGCACUAAUAGACCAAAACCGGCGGCACCGGACGUCGUUCACGCGCGAGCAGCUGUCCCGCCUGGAGCAGGAGUACGGCAGGGAGAGCUACGUCUCCCGGCCUCGGCGCUGCGAGCUGGCUACGGCGCUGAACCUGCCGGAGACCACCAUAAAGGUUUGGUUUCAGAACCGGAGAAUGAAGGACAAGCGGCAGAGACACUCCUUGCCUUGGCCGCACCCCUUCAUCGAUCCAUUGGGGGCUCUUCUAAUGAGCCGUGCUUCCUCGUCUUCCACCCUGACGUACCCGUUCAUCCCACCCCAGCUUCCACACCUCCCCCUUCACCACUACGCCCCCAUGGCUCUCUCCUCCACAGCACCUCACAGUUCCUACGCCGCGCCGCUGAGGCCGCUGGAUCCCCUGCACCUGUCCCAGUACCACAGCAGGCCUGGGGAGCUGGCUCCCUUCUACUCCUCAGCCAGCAUGCUGCAUCACCCCCCUUCAUGCCCCUGCUCCCUCUGCCCCCAUUGGAGACGAGAACAGCUUUCCAAAGGGAAAGCAGAGGCGCUGAGCCUCCCCAAGAGCCCAAAGACGAAAAAGCAGCCGGUUUCUCUGGAGCGAAGAGAAGAGAUUGUUUGAAGUUAGAAAAUAAAUCAAAGCAUAAAACAAAAGAAAAAGAAACCAGCUUUCCUACUUCCUUUCUUCACACUUUUGAGGUUUGUGCUUCAACGGAAAACCUCUUCAGGAUAUCAUGGCAGCAGCCUCAUCCACAAACAGCAUUCCUGAUGAGUUCUGGAAUAAAAAACGAAAAUCUGAGCUGCUCUCGUACGGAGACGCUUCCUGGCCUGGAGUGUUGGGUUGACAGGGACUGCUCUCCAAGGAUGCUUCAUCCAGAUUAAACAUCCCUCGGAACUCUGUCCAUCUUAAAUCAUUUCUUUUCUUCCUUCACGUGAAAGAUCUUCAGGAAUCAGAGAAGAGACUUCUUCUGACUGCAGAUGUUUCUCAAAUGACCAGGCUCUCGUUGUACCGAUUUCCAGGUUCCUUUGAGAGACGAUGAGCUUCUCCAUCAAACUUGACGCGCUGCACUGAAAUGUUGCAUCUGCUCCUGGUUCUUGUCUUGCCUCACCUGCAUCCUUCAGCUCCCCUAAGCCUUAAGGUUCAGGGUGUGGGUGGGGGUUCAAUCUACCUGCAGUCAAAUCUCUUCAGUCAAAAACCUGAUGAGGCUUUUCUGUUUAUCUGUCUACAGCCUGCUGAUGGAUGCAAUUCGUCUUUACUAAAUAUGCAAACUGUCAAAGUGCAAUGAUGUGUAGAAUGAAACUUUUUAGGUUCUAUUUUCUUUGUACACUUUGUGUUUACACCAAUAUUUAUUUACAUAACUAUGAGGCAUUAUGUAGCAUUUAUUCGCUGACACGUUUGCUGAUGCGGGAGAUGAAGAAUAAAGUUUAGUUGUGUACAUUUGA